Adelges cooleyi (spruce gall adelgid) is the source of this 2488-nucleotide messenger RNA. RefSeq names its product neuropeptide SIFamide receptor-like. NCBI's taxonomy places the organism in Eukaryota, Metazoa, Arthropoda, Insecta, Hemiptera, Adelgidae. Gene Ontology annotation, biological process: G protein-coupled receptor signaling pathway. Gene Ontology annotation, cellular component: membrane. The record is from RefSeq and is a predicted model, not a curated record. The coding region runs from base 314 to 1600 and encodes 428 amino acids. Gene Ontology annotation, molecular function: peptide binding; G protein-coupled receptor activity. The transcript has 4 exons.
GUGUGGCCAUCGCGGUAUCGGGACAACGUCCGCCGCCGCUCGUCCACCACUUGUUGACGUUCUGUAUUCUUUUUUUUUUUUGUUUUUAACAAAAUUAUCAUUAAAAAAUAAUAUUGUAUUUAUAUUAUAAAAAAAACAAGUCACCGUUUAAGUAACAAAUGGUUUGUUAAUUAAUACUAUUUUUAUAAUUUCUUAUUGCCAAUCGUGUGUUCAUCAUCGUUGGGCCUAUCACUAGUUGUUGGACACUGUGUUUUGCUGACUUGAUAGUAUAAUAUAUAUAAAAUAUAUAUAUAUAUAUAUAUAUGCAAAACCGAUGAGUACCAUGGAGUCGUCUGCGAGGGACAAUUCCACUGGGUUCUGGAACGCGCACGUGGACAGCUGGUCCCAAGAACAGAUGAAGUAUUCGGUGGCGUUCACCGUGGCCAUGUGCUUUGCGUACACCGUGGUGUUUGUGCUGGGUUUCGCGGGCAACAUGUCCGUGGUGCUGGUGGUCUACAAGAACGUCAGGAUGCGGUCGUCGCCCACCAACAUAUUCAUCGUCAACCUGGCAGUGGCAGAUCUGCUGGUCAACGUCUUGUGUGUUCCUUUGACGCUCAUCAGCAGCAUCACUAGGGAAUGGAAGUUGGGCCUAGUCGUGUGCAAACUUGUGCCGUACUUACAAGGAGUGUCCGUUUAUGCAUCCAUCAACUUUUUGGUAGCAAUAUCAGUGGAACGGUGCCUGUCCGUGUGUUUCCUGGUGACACCGGUGGGCAAAGGUAUUUGCUUGCGAGCGGUCUACGUCAUAUGGAUCGCAUCUUUCACAAUUACAAUACCUUGGGCUGUGUUUUUCGACUUGCAACCCAUGGAAGAAGGCAGCGAUCGACUAAUAUGCGUCGAGUCGUGGCCGACCAUGGAGAGCGGCAACUGGUAUUUCGUGAUCGCCAACCUGCUGUUGUGUUACCUGGUGCCGCUGUCGGUGAUCGCCGUGUGCUACAUGUUCAUCUGGCAAAAAGUCAGCCGUCGCAAAGUGCCCGGCGAACCCAUCCCCAACGGCGCGCACCUGCUGCAGAGAUCUAAGCUCAGAGUGAUCACGAUGAUCUUGUACGUGGUCGUGUUCUUCGCGGUCACUUGGCUCCCGCUGUACGUCGCCUUUACCUGUAUCAAGUUCAUCGACAUGUCGCCGGCAGUGGAACAGUUCAUCAUAUCGGCCGUGCCCAUAGCCCAGUGGCUGGGCGCGUCCAACUCGUCGGUCAAUCCUUUGCUGUACGCCAUAUUCAACCACAGGUUCAGGGACGGCUACAAGGCGCUGUUGUCCGGCAAAAUCUGCCAGGCGUUCGACUACAGCAACUCCAUGAAGUAUUUCAACAAGAAGGCCGGCACCGUGGUGAAACGCAAGAAGAAACCCGCCAAGACGGACCGGAAGAAGCCCGCGCUCAGACGUACCAUAGGCGCCAUCUACGUCGAACAGUCCGCCGCCGCCGGUCUGGGUAACGCCAUCGCCGACCGGACGGCCGCGGUCAAGCCCAGGUCGUUGUCCAUGAAAGAGUUUCGCAUGAACGACGAGUUUGCCGAAUCCAUGCUUCAGUAUUAUUCGAAAAAGUAUGCAAAGUCGUUUGUCUGAUUACACCCUCAUUGAAAAUACACACUAUAUGUGUUCAAACGAAAACUGUUACAAAUCGACGCCCUACAUACCUACAUGUCGUCCUCGAGUACAAAGGGGAACGUUAAAAAAAAAAAAACAUAAAUAUGGUCCAAAAUGGCCGACUUACGGUUAAAAACAUGUUUUUUAAAAAAUGGAAACCGUGUAUUUUUUGUUAACCAAACAAAUGUGCUCAUCGAAACUAUUUAAACGGCGAAACCCAUAAUUUGUAAAUUAAGUCUCUUUAGCUAUUUUUUAGUUUUGUCAUUUUAUUUUGAUGCAUACGGUAUGUGUGUUAACCUUGGUUUGUGUGGUAAUCAUGGUAUGUAUGGUAACCGUGGUUUUUGUCUUUGUGAUGCACAGAAAAGAGGAACCUAGCCUCCUGAACGUUAACGAUAAAAAAUAAUGAUAAUGUAAUGGUAAGGUUAGGUUAGGUUAGGAAAUGAUAAACGUACCACAGUUACCUUACAUACCAAGGUUACCACACAUGACACGGUUACCAUAUGCAUCAAAAUAAAAUAACAAAAAAAAAUAGCUAUAGAGACUUAAUUUACAAAUUAUGGGUUUUACCGAAAAAUUUUUCCUACAAAAGUUGUUAGAUUUGAUAAGAACAUUUGUUUGGUUAACAAAAAAUACAUGUUUUCUUUUAAAACAACAAGAUUUUGACCGUAAGUCCGCCAUUUUGAAUUUUGGACCAUGUAUUUUUUUUUAACGUCCCCCUUUGUACUCUUAAAGUCUCUAAUAACAACUUUUUGAUAUAAUUUGUAUUUUUGGAGAAAAAUCGAUUUGUAUUAUAAAAUGGGACACUCUGUAUAUUACACCCUUGUAACAGUAUCUAUUCGAUAACUCUGUAAAAAAAAAAAAAAACAA